CACGACCGGUCAUGCACGAUUGUACGCUACGCAUCAGACGAUAGAUGUGCCUGAUAAAUGCACCCUGACAUUUUACGGUUAUGCACAAUUGUGCACGCGUUCGCGUAAUUCGACCGAGUCGGGAGUGAUCGCCGUCGUGGAAUGAAGACGCGAUCUUGUCGGUGAUCUGCGCGUUUUUCCUCAGCGGAAAGGUUAUGUUCAUCACCGUCGGUUGGACGACGGGGCCAGUCGCGGUACUUGAAUACAUGCGUUUCAUCGACGCGCGGCUCACGUUGUCACGAUGAGAACCGGCGGCAUGCUAGACGGCCGUGAGUUCGGCAAGCGUGUUCGUCGCCUCCUGGACGGCAAUUUCUCGUAUCGCAGGAUCCUGCUGAUCGUCCUGGUCUGCAGCGGUCUGCUGCUGUACUUCGGUCCGUCCUUCGCCCAGUGGCUCUUCUCCACCGCCAGAGAGCCUAUAGAAGCGUUCGAAGACCAUUGCAUGAAUGAGAGACUAGCCAGUUUCUACUUCGAUGCGAUUGAAUAUAAUGCAAAUAUCUUACACAAUCCACCCAAGGAGAAUGAGCAUUCUUAUCUGCCAUACAUUGGCAACGGUGUCUUUGGUGUUCCCGUGACUCCAGACGGUUGGCUGUACAUCAAGCAUGGGAGAGCACUGUUGUUGCCGGUGCAGUGGCAACCUCUGAUCUAUCAUCCCAUAUCCAAGGAUAGCUCCUACCGAGAAGCUACCAUCGUUCAUUUCACAAACGGGAUUGUCUACAAGUAUCAGUGCCUUAGAGAUGGAUAUCACGUAGACUUUCAGUACUAUGCUCAUAGAGGUCUCGAGGGGAUCUUGGUGCAGGCUGUAAAGCUGUCCAAUCCAUUUUCGCUCUCCCAUGAGAUACAAUUGAAGCCGCAGGAGUCCAGUCGCUGGAGUAAUUCUCACAUAGAGCCCGUCAGGAUUCAGGUCGACGGAUUCAGUCACGAGUACACUCUCAUAUCCGGAUUCGUGCCGGUGCCCAACUCCAACAAAAUAGUGGUAGUGUCGAUAGUCUACAAGGCUCCGCCUAAGGUGGUGCAGGUGAAAGCGCGCAGCUCCAUCAAAUUGGAAUUUCUGUCGAGUAUUCAGUACAGCGAGCCAGUCCUGUCCGAGCAGUAUCAUGUGGAACGCGAUGCGACCAAAAAGCGGGCAAUCGAUUUUAUGAAGAAGACGAUCAUACGCCAGCAACGAGGCUUGAGGGAAGAGCACGUGAAUCUCUGGCAGAGCUAUUGGUACACGAGCUUGAGGAUAAGCGACUCUAAGGCCGAGGGUGCUAUCAACGGCCACAAGAUCAACUCCACUAUGUAUUACGUGCUAUCUCAGGUGCCGCGCGGCACUCAAGACGUGGAGAAGAACGUUGCCAUGAACGAGGGUUGCUAUCGCGGUCAUCAUACUUUAGACGCCCCCCGCUUGUGGAAGGAUACCUCAACGAUCGACGACGUAAAUGAGAUCGUCGAGGCGUGGUUAAUAACGUUGGAGAAGCAAGGCUGCCAUCACUUGGUGACGGGUGGCCCCGCGGCCGUGCAGCAGGCGAUCGUGCUGAGUCUCGGUAGUCUGAGAUUCAGUAAUCAGCAUCUCGAGUUUAACAUCGAUCCGCAAUACCUUCAUCGCGAUUACCUCUUCAGGCGUAUAAGUUACGGGAACCUAACGCACGUGAACAUAUCCGUGACAGUCGGCGAGGAUAAUCGCGCGAUAUUGGGGGUAGCUUUGGACAAGAGCGAUAGCGUUUACUUCGGAUGCGAUGCUGGUUGCUUGGACGCACCGGUCCCUCUCAGCCAAACGUACACGAACUUCCCCGUGAAGCUGACGAAACCGCUAACAGCGAUACUUUACAUAACAUCCGAUCAUCAGCAUAUGCAGGAUCUCCGAAAUGCCUUGCACGUGCACGAGGUGGACGAUGCACCGGCGCAUGACCAUCAGGUAAUGGCUCUACACAAGCACGGACACCAACUCGGGGGUCUGCCCACGUUGUUCUGGGUCAGCAUAUGUUUCCUGAUAAUUGUGUUCCACCUAUUUCUGUGUAAGCUGAUUUGUAACGAGUAUUACGGCCAGGACCGGCAGCGAAUCCGAUACAAUAAACCGUGAUAUGGCUGUACAUAAAACUUUCCUAUUGUCGCAAUAUGUACAUAUGUAUAUUGUUGUAAUGUAUACAUAUAUAUUUUUCCAAGUGUCAUGUAUGUGACAGGUUAAUUAUUUUUCGAGCAACGCGGGUGGGUGCGUAUGUGUGUGCGUGCGUGUAUGUGUUCUAAUAUAUAAAUCGUAUUUUUUAUAGCGCCGAUUGUAGCAAGUACAUAGGUUUGCGAUUAUUACAAAUUAUUUUUUCGUACAAUAGCGUGAUUAAGAAUCAGGCGAGAUCAUCAUUCUCACCUAAACACAUCUAAAGAUUGUUAUUCUUUUAAAUUGAGCGAUCGAUUCUUAGUUUAAAAAGAAGGAGCACAUCGUUCAGUGCGUUUCCCUUUUCUCAUAUUUUUCAUAUGUCGUUGAUUUGCAUUAUGGACUAAUUUAUUGGGUUCAUAAUUCACGCCUUAAAGUUUUUCGUUGCGAACGUUGGCUGUCCGUCGAGCUGAGUCGACAUGACACUAUCAGGAAAAAGGAUUAAAGAUUGAUUGGCCACCUCUGAUGUUGGCUGCGCGACGAGAAUGAUUUGUCGACAACAUUUAUUAUAGAAUAUGUUAAAAUAAUAACAAACUCUACUACCAGCGUAAAUAAACGCGUACAUAAUCAGUAACAACGUAGGAUGAUUUAAUAAGAAUCUACGCAUAUUAAAUGGUGCUUGCAUAAUGGCAAAAUAAUAAAUGUGGCCGCGCGUGAGUUGUACUCGGAAUGUUUGUGAAUGGUUAUCAUCGUUAAUAACGAUGAAUGGCUGACGGGAUUAAUCCUCACCCGACUGAAAUAUACACACAUUUAAUACACGAUAUAUAUAUAUACACGCGCAAUCAUAAUUUUAUCUUAUCACAGGAAAUUAAAGAGGCAAACCGAUGUUUUCGACGAUUUUUCUACACACAUGCGCUUUAAAGCAAAAUAAUCACAACGCAUUUCUUGUUCAUGUUACAUGUUCGACAUAGUUUUCCUUCUAAAAAUUUUAAAAUAAUUAAAAGCGUCAGAUAUUUAUUGCGGCGGAAGUUCAGCGCGAAACAGGACUUCAGAAUUUUCCAAUUAUCAUGUAAAAAUAAUAAAUAAAUAAA
Ooceraea biroi (clonal raider ant) is the source of this 3198-nucleotide messenger RNA. RefSeq lists its product as uncharacterized. The record is from RefSeq and is a predicted model, not a curated record. Lineage: Eukaryota; Metazoa; Arthropoda; Insecta; Hymenoptera; Formicidae.